AUGAGUGGGCAUGUAAGAACAAGAUCCCAAUCUGCAGGAAGAAGAAAUGAUGGAGAGUCUUCCCAGCCAGUUAGACCUCUGGUUGCUCAGCAGCCCAGUGAUAAACAACCUCAACUAGAAGAACCACAAACUGAGAGUCAGGAUAUUAUACCUGCUUAUGACAUUGAAGAUGAAGGAGCAUCUGUAGCUCAAAGGGCUGAUAUGGAAGCUGAUCAGUAGAAACUGGUUCUCUUGAAGACUGUGGAUGAGCCUGGAGGUGGUCCUGAUGUCAAGAAGGAGAUUCUACCAAGUCUAGAGCCUGUUAAAAUGCCAGAAGCUGGUGAAGGACAACCACAGAUUUAAACAGAGACAGACUGAAGCCAAGCAUGCUGUCCUUGUGUUGGAAAUUUGACUGCUAACCAUCUCUCAAUAAAGUUUUACAACUUAAAAUAAAAGGAAAAAAAGGCCAAAAUA
Messenger RNA from Orcinus orca (killer whale), 453 nucleotides. Its product is annotated as putative G antigen family E member 3. Lineage: Eukaryota; Metazoa; Chordata; Mammalia; Artiodactyla; Delphinidae. The record is from RefSeq and is a predicted model, not a curated record. The transcript has a single exon.